AAACAAGGCCCUUUCUUUUUCUUAUUUUCCGGCAUGUUUACGUUUUUUUUUUCUAAUAAAAGUAGAAAUGGGAGAGUAGAGUGAGAGAACUCAGAAGCAGAUCUGAAUCUUGCCGGGGUCCCUACUCUCUGCGUGGUUUUAGACUGUCAUCACUCAUUUUCUCGCUCUAAAUUUCUGCUUUUUUUUUUUCUUGUAAACAAUAGUUUUCAAAAAUACAGUUUUUAGGGUAUCUGCCAUUGGAGGUGGUCUUCUCUUAAAAAAAAAAAAAACAAAAAAAAUCUAAUCUUUGGUCAGUCAGGGCUCAGGACCUCAGGUGGGCGUUUAAGACUAUAGUCUCCCAGAUUUGAUCCGUGAUUUCUUCUGGAUCACGGGGCUGUUCUUUGAUUUAUUUUCUCCCACCAGUUUAACUUUAGUCACUUUUCCUCCUUUUUCUUUCUCUCUUGCGAUCCAGACUCCAGAGUGGCCUUUGCUCGCUGAUCAUUGCCCUUUUGACGACUUCUGCUUUGGGCUGAGGGGGAGAGAAGGAGAAUGAGGGGGCUUAAGAUUUGAGAGAGCUUUGGAGAACAUGGUUAGAAGAAGAUCAGAAAGCAAGGGUGUUUGGAUUUCUGGGCAUGGGAGAUUAUAACUCUAUGAUGCCCGCUAUGAUGACGAUAGCCUUCCUCUUCUUUCACUCAUCCCUUUUGACUGUAUCCAGUACUCCCACAUCACACCGCACGAAGAAGCCAAAAGCACAAGAAAAGGAAAACGCUUCUUAUUACCCCCUUCCUUCCCCUUUUCACUACUAGCCUUCUCAAUCUCCUUCGCCUCCCACUCUUCUUCCUAACUUGCACGAAGGUGACAUUUGGCAUUUCAAAUUUCUUCUUAAAACAAUGCCGCAGUUCCAACAACAACCUUCCUGGACCGUCGAUGGCGGCGGGCUGGUUUUAGAUCUGGAAACAGCUGUCAAGGAUGGCAUCUUGGGAGGCACUGCGGCUGGUGGCGGAGCGCUUUCUGGUGCGAAGCUGGAUCUGAAGAAAAUGAUAGAAGAACUUGAACCCGCAGGUGCCGAUGACAUUCCCUCUGUUUUCAUCUGUCCCAUUUCUCUCGAUCCAAUGCUCGAUCCGGUCACGCUCUGCACCGGCCAAACGUAUGAGCGCUCCAACAUCCAGAAAUGGCUUUCAAUGGGUCACCGGACUUGUCCCACCACUAUGCAAGAGCUUUGGGAAGAUGCCGUCACCCCAAACCGAACUCUUCACCAUCUCAUCCACACUUGGUUCUCCCAGCGUUAUCUGCGUAUGAAGAAGCGUUCUGAGGAUGUCGGAGGCCAAGCGGCGGAGCUCCUAAUCUCCCUGCGCAGGGUCAAAGGCCAAGCUCGCAUUCAAAAUCUCAAAGAACUCGGAAAGCUCGUAGCUUUACAGUCAACUGCAGCAAGAAAAGCCGUCGUCGAAGCUGGCGGCGUUCAUCUGCUCUCUUCUCUCCUCGGCCCAUUCACCUCUUAUGCCGUCGGAUCCGAGGUCAUCGCCAUUCUCGUCAACCUUCAGCUUGAUUCUGACGCGAGGAGUAACCUGAUGCAGCCUGCUAAAAUCUCCCUCGUCGUUGACAUGCUCAACGAGGGAACCGUCGAUACCAAGAUCAAUUGCGCCAGAUUAGUUGAACUUUUGAUGGAAGAUCGAAACUUCCGUUCAGAAAUCCUCUCAAGCUUGAGUCUUUUGGUCGGAUUGUUGAGGCUUGUGAAAGAUAAGCGACACUCAAAUGGGGUCGCCACCGGUCUCGGGCUCUUGAAGACGAUCUGCAACCAUAAGCAGCAAGUUAGGGGCCUUAUGGUGAGCGUCGGUGCGGUGGCUCAGCUUGUGGAGCUCUUACCUCAUUUGAGUUCUGAAUGUUUGGAAGUAGCUCUUCAAAUACUAGAUGAGCUUUCUUCACUUCCUGAAGGCCGAGCAUCGUUGAAGGAUUGUUCUCAGACAAUUCCCAACUUGGUGAAACUUCUGAUGAGGGUUUCUGAAGCUUGUACUCAGUAUGCUCUUUCCAUACUUUGGUCUGUUUGCAAGCUUGCACCAGAUGAAUGCGCCUCACUUGCCGUAGAAGCCGGCUUAGCGGCAAAGCUUCUGCUUGUUAUCCAAAGCGGCUGCAGCCCUUCUUUGAAGCAGAGAUCGGCUGAGCUGUUGAAGCUCUGUAGUUUGAAUUAUACAGCUACACUCUUCAUCUCUAAAUGCAAACUUACGAGGACAAUUCAGUGAGUGGCAGAGUAAUAUAUAUUUCUAUAUAUAUAUCUGUUUUGUUGAUGUUCAUUUGAAGAUGAUUUCAAUUAGCAAAAGCAGCUGUAAAUUAUAAGGAGGUAAAUAAUACUGCUGUGUUUGCUCUGCUUUCUUCUGAGGAAGAAUUAAUAUGUGUACUUUGCUAAGAGGUAGAAAAAGCCUGCUUCCUCCUCAAUAAGUUGCUGAGGCAAAGAGAUUAAGUAGCUGUUUUUCUCAUAUGUUGGAAAAGGUUUUCUCUUUUCAUUACGAAAUAUCUAUGUGCUUAUUUAUUGGGAUGGUUCAGCAUUUCUGCUGGAAAUUGUAUACAGUUUUUUGUUGUAAUUGAUUCCUCUGAUAAUUCUAUAGUUAUAUUUUAUAUGAAUCAUAUGUUGUCAUA
Molecule: messenger RNA, 2610 nt
Organism: Dendrobium catenatum
Lineage: Eukaryota; Viridiplantae; Streptophyta; Magnoliopsida; Asparagales; Orchidaceae
Product: U-box domain-containing protein 30
Exons: 1
Coding region: 870-2216 (448 amino acids)
Biological process (GO): protein ubiquitination
Molecular function (GO): ubiquitin protein ligase activity
Source: RefSeq, a predicted model, not a curated record